CAAACGCAGGCACGCUGAUCCAGCAAAUCUCAACGCUGCGGCGUCUCAGCCCAUCAGGCUAUUAUGUUUAUGAUAUUUGCAGAAAGAUACUGUCCUUCACAAACCAUCUCAUGGUGGAAAGCAGACGGAUACCUGCAUAUUGAGUGCAGACGCACCUAACUACUGCAUCGCGAGCGCCCUGCAGUUCUUGCAUUUCAGGGCCAAGAUGAUUUCAGGACGCUCCUCCUGUUCCUGGACGCCGCCAAACCUUAAUUAAAGACAGCCUGGGCUCGAGGCGGGCAGUCGGUUGCCAGCUGUCUGGGAUUGCCGCAGCGCCCGCUGUGCAACGCGCCGGGGCCACGCCACCAUGCUGCAAUUGGGACUGGGACGAACUUGGUCCGUGCCAGGCCUCUCAAAAAAUUCAAGAUCAGCAAACUCAUUCACUUACAUGAAACGAAGCCGUCACCAUCAAACGGACAACCCGAUAGUUCAGACUCACCGAGUGAUUUGAAACAUCUCACAGACAAUACCAAUAUUAUUCAGCGACUUUACCGUCAAUAUGGGUGUCGCAAAGAAAGUUCGCGAGUUCCGCAUGAAGCGGGUCAUCGGCAAGAACGAUGACAGGAGGAAAACAGAGGCCGAGAAGAAGAAGUUGGAAAUCAAGAAGAAGGAGAAGGAACUAGUUCGCGAGGUCCCUCAAGCACCAUCGUCCAUGUUCUUCGAGUUCAACACCUCGCUUGUUCCACCAUACCAGAUCAUCGUCGAUACCAAUUUCCUGAGCAGAUCCAUCCAGGCGAAGUUGCCACUUCUAGAAUCUGCCAUGGACGCCCUGUAUGCCUCGGUCAAUAUCAUCAUCACAGACUGCGUCAUGGCGGAACUCGAGAAGCUGGGCCCCAAGUACCGCAUGGCCUUGAUGAUUGCUCGUGACGAGAGGUGGACGAGGCUCACCUGCGACCACAAGGGAACCUAUGCAGAUGAUUGCAUUGUCGACCGCGUCCAGAAGAACCGUAUCUACAUCGUUGCCACCAACGAUCGUGAUCUCAAGCGAAGGCUCCGCAAGAUCCCAGGUGUGCCCAUUCUGGGCGUCCAAAAGGGCAAAUAUGCCAUCGAGAGACUCCCUGGUGCUCCGGCUACCUGAGCGGGAGGAUUCUAAAUGGGUCUAUCACAUACUACGAGAUAAGGCGUCGGCCAAGUCGUGGCGCAUGGUUGAGGAAUAUGUUUCUGCUCAACAGCGAUACCUCUGAACCAGCGGCUGGGCCUAGUGGCGCUUUUAUGGCACAAGCCAAGGCUGCACAGCAAUACCAAGGCAGCCGAGGGAUAUUGUGAAAAUCAAGGGCAUGGCUGGAGGGCAGUGGAUGGCUACAAGGGAUACCCAGACCUCUUCCGACUUGAUAUCUUCUGUUUUAUUGGAGUUUGGGGCCAGGAAAAAGGGAAAUGCAUAUGGGCAGCAUGGUAAUUAUCGGAAUGGGGCUGAAGAAAGCGAGACAAAUUCCCAAAUACAUAUGGUUUUUUUUUCCCCUCACGAUAUGAUUGAUAUGUCUCCUUCCAAACAUUACCAACCCUCGGCCAUAAUGCUCGAUGGUUGGGUAGGUCCAAUGCAUGUUGGUUGUA
Messenger RNA from Podospora pseudopauciseta, 1590 nucleotides. RefSeq names its product rRNA-processing protein fcf1 (gene FCF1). Lineage: Eukaryota; Fungi; Ascomycota; Sordariomycetes; Sordariales; Podosporaceae. Gene Ontology annotation, cellular component: small-subunit processome; nucleolus. The transcript is spliced from 5 exons. The coding region runs from base 539 to 1117 and encodes 192 amino acids. The record is from RefSeq and is a predicted model, not a curated record.